Messenger RNA from Suricata suricatta (meerkat), 5517 nucleotides. It is a transcript of the gene CDC14B, whose product is annotated as cell division cycle 14B. The transcript is spliced from 14 exons. NCBI's taxonomy places the organism in Eukaryota, Metazoa, Chordata, Mammalia, Carnivora, Herpestidae. Gene Ontology annotation, biological process: microtubule cytoskeleton organization; protein dephosphorylation; cilium assembly. Gene Ontology annotation, cellular component: nucleolus; spindle pole; centrosome. Gene Ontology annotation, molecular function: protein tyrosine/serine/threonine phosphatase activity; protein serine/threonine phosphatase activity. The record is from RefSeq and is a predicted model, not a curated record. The coding region runs from base 401 to 1786 and encodes 461 amino acids.
AUGAGGUCUGCGUCCGCUUCUGCGGUGCUUUGCCGUAUGUCCCGACUUCAAGUGCAGAAUUGUGGCUUGGCGGGUCCUUGAGCUGUAGACGACGCCAGGCGGCCCCAAGGCGGGCUAGCCUCAGCCCCGGCCGCUUGGGCUCCUUUCCGCACCCCACUCUGUCGCCGCUCUGUUUGGGGCCUUUUGAGAAGUUUUGAACUUCCGGGGUUGGCUCGACGGCGUUUGCGGUGUUGGUGGGUGGCCGAGGGGCGUCGCUGUGCCCUGCUCCUGGGCAGGGCCCUUUAAACUUUGUUUUUUUAAACUUCGGGGGUGUGGUCGCAGCGCUUUCUCUCUACCCGGCUGGUUGUUCUUUGGCCAUCGCGUCCUUCCCUCCGCCCCGCCUUCCAGAUGCUUUGGAGUCAUGAGCCGGGAGGGCGCAGGGACCCCUCUGGUGGCCGAGGUGAUCAAAGAUCGCCUUUGUUUUGCCAUUCUCUACAGCAGACCAAAGAGUUCAUCAAAUGUACAUUAUUUCAGCAUAGAUAAUGAACUUGAAUAUGAGAACUUCUACGCAGAUUUUGGACCACUCAAUCUGGCAAUGGUUUACAGAUAUUGUUGCAAGAUAAAUAAGAAAUUAAAGUCCAUCACAAUGGUGAGGAAGAAAAUUAUUCAUUUUACUGGCUCUGAUCAGAGAAAACAAGCAAAUGCUGCUUUCCUUAUUGGAUGUUAUAUGGUUAUAUAUUUGGGGAGAACUCCAGAAGAAGCAUAUAGGAUAUUAAUGUGUGGAAAUACAUCCUAUAUUCCUUUCAGAGAUGCUGCCUAUGGAAGUUGCAAUUUCUACAUUACACUUCUCGACUGUUUUCAUGCAGUAAAAAAGGCAAUGCAGUAUGACUUCCUUAAUUUCAACACAUUUAACCUUGAUGAAUAUGAACACUAUGAAAAAGCAGAAAAUGGAGAUUUAAAUUGGAUAAUACCAGACCGAUUUAUUGCCUUCUGUGGACCUCAUUCAAGAACCAGACUUGAAAGUGGUUACCAUCAACAUUCUCCUGAGGCCUAUAUUCCAUAUUUUAAGAAUCACAACGUUACUACUAUUAUUCGUCUGAAUAAAAGGAUGUAUGAUGCCAGACGCUUUACGAAUGCUGGUUUCGAUCACUAUGACCUUUUCUUUGCGGAUGGCAGCACCCCUACUGAUGCCAUCGUCAAAGAAUUUUUGGAUAUUUGUGAAAAUGCAGAGGGCGCCAUUGCAGUACAUUGUAAAGCUGGCCUUGGACGAACGGGCACUCUAAUAGCCUGCUACAUCAUGAAGCAUUACAGGAUGACAGCGGCCGAGACUAUUGCUUGGGUCAGAAUCUGCAGACCUGGCUCAGUGAUUGGGCCUCAGCAACAGUUUUUGGUGAUGAAACAGGCAAGCCUCUGGUUGGAAGGUGACUAUUUUCGUCAAAAGUUAAGGGGUCAGGAGAAUGGAAAACACAGAGCCGCUGUCUCAAAACUCCUCUUGGCUGUUGAUGACAUUUCAAUCAAUGGGGUCAAGAAUCAAGACAAGCAAGAACCUGAACUGUACAGUGAUGAUGAUGAAAUCCAUGGAGUGACACAAGGUGAUAGACUUCGUACCCUGAAAAGCAGAAGACAGUCAAAAACAAACGCUAUUCCCCUCACAGUAAUUCUUCAGUCCAGUGUUCAGAGCUGUAAAACAUCUGAACCUAACAUUUCUGGCAGUACAGGCAUUACUAAAAGAACCACCAGAUCUGCUUCAAGAAAAAGCAGUUUUAAAAGUCCCUCCAUUUCAAGGACUAAAACAGUCUUGCGUUAAGUAAAAACCUGUGACCAGAACUGAAGGAAGACUCUAGGAACAGAAACCUACAGCAGGACUUAGCACAAUUUAUUUGGAAACAAAACAAAAUUGCAAAAGCCUUAGCUGCUUUCCACCUAAGAAGUUUAUUCAAUGAAGACAAUGUCCACUGGAGUUUAAAAUAACUACAUGAGUUUGGGCACAAGCAGUGACUUGAAGAAGGCCCGGCUCUCCUUUUGUUGAAAUGUCUCAAGUUUAACGACAAAAAAGCUGUUGUAAAUUUAGUCUCAGGUGUAAAUAUCAAAGCCCUCUGUUGUCAGGAGAGCUGACCUGUGUGGUGCACGUGUGUCUCUGUGAUGGCAAUCAUUUUAGCUGCUGGCCUUCAGAAGAAGUGAGGAUCUGAUGGAGGUUUUUUACGUAUUUAUUUUCUGUUCACCCUGUGUCGAAAUUUAUAAAGAGAAAACAGGCAUUACUGAAGUGGUACUUUCUGUAAUUUGAUACUAUUUGGUUUAACCAUCUUCACUUUAAUACUUGUAAUAUUGUUGUAAUGGUAACUGUUAAGUACCCAAGCUGCUUGUCUUCCACCAAAGAGUGCUUUAUUAACAAGAAUCUGUGAAAACCGUGUUUUGAAGACUGUUGGAUGUUGUGAUACAAAGUGGUACUUUGGCAGCCGAACUUGCAAGAGAACAUGAGUGGUAGCUUUAGAAGACUUGGGAGGGGACACUGGCUUCAGAGUCGGAAGAUUGUUGUGAGUCAUUCCUCUUUACGUCAGUGAGGGACUGGAGAAUGCCAAGGCUGCCCACAGUUUGGUUGUCCAGCCAUACAAAUUAAAGUCCUAUUUCCUUCCACACAUGAUUAAGAAAAACACUGUUGGUGUUUUCCCUUGGAAACAGCUAGCCCAAAUAAUAGUGGCUUAAAAAAAGAAAAGUACUGCUUUAUUCAGGUCUUUCUCUGUAACUUUAUGGAUUUCUUUUUUUAUGUGAUCAGCCUAAUGCCAUGCACACACGCUUUGAUUUCAGUGACAGUUACUUGUGUCUGGAUUUCAGUUGUUUGUAAAUAAGAGACUCACUGUUGCCUUUGGUUGGAGAAUACAACUAACUCUUCAGUGUGCCUUCGCCCCUCCACCUUCCAGAAACACAGCAGGGCUCUGUGAUAUAAAGCAAUCACAAAAAAUAUAUAUUUGCUGCUAAAACAAAAAACUGGGGCCCAAAAUAAAUGAAUAGUUUGCAGGUACGUUGGUUACCUCCAUACUAAGAAGGGAAUGGUUUUAGUUACUGCUCAGCGUUUCUGCCUGUCCUCGUCUGGAGAGCAGGGGCUGCGGUACGGAAAGGCAAUAGAAGGCGAACGCCUUCACCUUACGAGGUGAACGAACCAGGCGAGUGGGCAGCUCCAUUUUUAAAAGCUACCUUUUUAACAAAACUAUGAUCGGAUGUUAAACGAUUGGAAUAAAACAGAUUUUAGUCUGUUAAUGGAAAAAGUUACUGGAAAGCCGUGGCUCCAUUUCGAUAUUUACUCUCUCAGAGUAAAUUAUAAGGUUGGUUGUCUUCGAGGGGAGAUGGCAGAUCGCCAUGGUCUUGGUCAAACAGGCGGCUCUUCCCCGUCAGGUGGUGUGGGGUGCGUCACGCCAGCUUUUAAACGCUGGGGACUAGAUCUCAGAAAAAAAAAAAAAAGUGGCUUUCUAUCCCUGGAAGUGAAUAGACACAAAGACCCACUUAACUGACGGGAAGACCUCUCUUCACUAAGCUUUGGGUGGGAGGAGAAACAUUCCAUUAGCUGUCUUAUGCUAGGAGAUGAUAGUAAGUAUUCAGACUGUGCCCUUGAAUAAAACUCUGGAUUCUCAGGACGAUUCUACUUCCCUUGACACCUUUAAAGGCCAUCUCCUCCAUAAAUAAUCCAGGUAGUUAUGAAAAUCAAACUUCAAUCUAAACUUUUCCUGUUUUGGCUUUUUCUCCCUCCCAGUGAAUAAGCCAUUUGGUGUCUUGGCCAAAAGUGAAAAAUCUGGGCUUCAGCGUUAACCACAGUACUUUUUAUUUUACAAAUUUGCCGUUUUGUGUCGGCUGCUCAAGUCUCCAGCUAGAGUUGCUGUCACUGCGGCUCUUUCUCAAAAAUCUUGUUAUUUAACAUGCUCACUAAAGUGUAGUCCUCGGAAACUGUGAUUUGAUAAAGAAGCCGUCCUUGGAACACAGCAAGGACUUGGGGUCGUGCCUCAGGCGAUCUCAUAGCGCACUAUUACUAGAGGGCAUUUCUAGAAUCCAGGAAGGCUCUGGGUCUGACCGAUGGAAAGUCCUUCCUGCUAUGAAUAAGAGUGGACUCUUUUUUUCCCUAAACGUAAACUUCAACACACCCAGAAUCUCCUGAGAUUCUAACUUCAAGUCCUUGUCAUAGAAAGACCCUGUCGCUAUGAAAUAGGAAAUAGGGCACAUCCGAUGGAGAGAUUCCUUUAAACUUAAGAGCCUUAAAUAGCUUUGAAAGUACACCAAGAAAGUUUCCAUUGAAAUUAAAACUAGAAAUGCAUUUUUUUAGGUGUCCUUGAAGCUUUUUGGGGACUCAUGUCCAAAGUCCAAGACAGUCCAAAGGCAGGGUGUAUGCAAAACUGGGUACCUAGCAGUAUAGACAGACUUGUUUUUUGUAAUGCUGAAGAAAAACUAGAAAUCUCUGAGCCGUCCGCGAAGAGGGUUAAUCCUGAGCAGUGCCUCACUGAGACCCGCAGCCUGCCUUGUCCGCAUAGCUGCGUCCGGGCGGCCUUCUGCUAUGCUACUCUCCAGCAUCUUUUCUGCUCUCUGCCUGGCCCCGUUCACCCACCACCCACCUGCUUUUUUCUCUGCCCUCCUCCCCUCUCACAGGGGUCACUCCUACCUCUUUUCUUGGGCCCAGACAAUUUUUAGAGGGGUACUCAAGUGUGCUCAUGAGCUGAAUACGUUUGCCCUUGAAGCCCGAUGGCCAGUUCUGCAUGCCCUGAGGACCAUCAGGCUUUCUGGGUGGUGUUGUGCCAAGAGCUUCUGGAAGCUUCCCUUUGCUUGAAUCACCACCAUUCAUGACAAAUGAGCAAUGCACUCUUUUGAUGUUUGUUCUAAAAGUAGUUCAACUCUUCCUCUUCGUACAUUUUUAAAAGUAAUUAUUGCAUCUUGGAAAGCAGUGCUCAUCAAAAACAAAUUUAAUAGCAUAUUUUAAUUUUUUAAUAGUUAUCUCCCGCUAAAACUGCCCUGGUAAGGCUAGCUGCUGCUCUUUCGUGUCUCCUAAACCUGAGUAUUCCUCCUGUUCCUGAGUGGAAAUACUACAGAUAUAUUUAAAAGACUGGACAAUUCACCUAUACUGUGUACGAAAUUACCUCCUUACCUGCUCAGAAUUAACUGUCAGCAAAUAUGUUCGUUCAUCUGAUUAUAGUACAGCAGUUUUAUAUUAAUAAUUUGCAGACUUUUAUCUAACCUGCACUCAUGUACAGAUUAUUAAAAAGUUUUAAAGUGUAACUGAUUAAUCAGUAUUUGGUCAAUCAUUGUCUUUGAUUUUUUAAUUAAAAUGUAUAUUUCUAAUCAUAUUUUAUAAAGCCAAGAGAACUGGUUGAAUGAAUGUUUAUUUUCCUGAAGGUAUUUUUAAGAUAAAGCUUCAUAAUGGCCUGUAAACUUUGCAUAUCUAUGUAGUUUGAUACAUAUUGUCAAGUUUGAAAAUCUUGUGUAUUGUAACAGGUUUUAUACGAAAUACUGAAUAGUGAAAAUUGUAUAAUUAUAACCAUACCAUUAAAAGUAUUAACCAAA